Messenger RNA from Saccharomycopsis crataegensis, 1125 nucleotides. RefSeq names its product 3-deoxy-7-phosphoheptulonate synthase ARO3 (gene ARO3). Gene Ontology annotation, molecular function: 3-deoxy-7-phosphoheptulonate synthase activity. Gene Ontology annotation, biological process: aromatic amino acid biosynthetic process. Bases 1 to 1125 code for a protein of 374 amino acids. Gene Ontology annotation, cellular component: cytoplasm. The record is from RefSeq and is a predicted model, not a curated record. Lineage: Eukaryota; Fungi; Ascomycota; Saccharomycetes; Ascoideales; Saccharomycopsidaceae. The transcript has a single exon.
AUGGUAGGUCAACACAAAAUGUUCAUUCAAAACCAGCACGUUGGUGACCGUUCACGUCUUGAAGACUGGCGUAUCACCGGGUACGACCCAUUGACUCCUCCAGAUCUCCUUCAGCACGAAUUCCCUCUCAGCAAAGCUUCUGAGAAAAACAUCCUUGAAGGUAGAGAAAGAGCCUGCGAUAUCCUCAACGGUAAGGACGACCGUCUCUUGGUGGUGAUUGGCCCAUGUUCCAUCCACGACCCAAAGGCUGCCCUCGAAUACUGUGAUAGAUUGUUCCAGCUCAGUGAAAAAUACAAGGGUGAAUUGCAUAUCGUCAUGAGAGCUUACCUCGAAAAACCUCGUACCACUGUAGGGUGGAAAGGGUUGAUCAACGAUCCAGAUAUCGAUGGGUCUUUUAACAUUAACAAAGGAUUGAAGAUUUCUCGUGAAUUGUUCUGCAAACUUACUGAAAAGCUUCCAAUCGCCGGAGAAAUGUUGGAUACCAUCUCUCCACAAUUCUUGUCGGAUUUAUUCUCGGUUGGUGCCAUUGGUGCCAGAACCACCGAAUCCCAAUUGCACCGUGAGUUGGCCUCGGGUCUUUCCUUCCCUGUCGGUUUCAAGAACGGUACCGAUGGGUCCCUUGGGGUUGCCAUCGAUGCCCUCCGUGCUGCUUCUCACCCUCACCACUUCUUGUCGGUCACCAAACCAGGGAUCACCGCCAUUGUCGGUACCGAAGGUAACAAGGACACUUUUGUGAUCUUGCGUGGUGGUAAGAAGGGUACCAACUACGAUGAAGCCUCGGUAUUGGAAGCCCAAGCCGAAUUAGAAAAACAAGGUAUCGACACCACCGGUCCUCGUAUCAUGGUUGACUGCUCCCACGGUAACUCGAGUAAAAACCACAAGAACCAACCUAAGGUUGCCCAAUGUGUUGCCGAUCAAAUUACAAAGGGUUCCAAGAGAAUUUGUGGGGUUAUGAUUGAAAGUAACAUUGUUGAAGGUAACCAGAAAGUCCCACCUCAAGAACAAGGGGGUAAAGACGCUUUGAUUUACGGUUGUUCGAUCACCGACGCUUGUAUUUCUUUCGAAGACACCGAAUCAACCUUGGAAGCAUUGUCCAAUGCCAUCAAGGCUAGAAGAGCUUUGUGA